Frankliniella occidentalis (western flower thrips) is the source of this 5740-nucleotide messenger RNA. RefSeq names its product protein TANC2 (gene rols). NCBI's taxonomy places the organism in Eukaryota, Metazoa, Arthropoda, Insecta, Thysanoptera, Thripidae. The transcript has 22 exons. The record is from RefSeq and is a predicted model, not a curated record. Bases 230 to 4894 code for a protein of 1554 amino acids. Gene Ontology annotation, molecular function: protein binding.
AGUCGGGGCAGUCAGUCAGUCGGCGGCGAGGCAGCAGCAAACAGCAGGCAAGAGCAGCGCCCUCAGCGCCCGCCUCUGCGCCCGCCCGCCCAGCGUGCGUAUCGUAUAGUUCCUGGAGCGGACCAUUCCAGAGUGUGCAAAAGUGCAUUCCACAAGGGAGACGUAGUGAUUUAGUAAAGUGAUGAGUGCAAGUGCAGUGAAUGAGUGACGAAGUGAUUUGGAUACAACCAUGAGCCGGCAGAGUCAGCACAUCCUGUCCAGAUCUGGGAGCGGCGUGAGCCUCAGCAUCCUCGAUCUGGAGCAGCUCCGCGGCGCGGUCGAGGCCCUCGAGUUCUGCCCCAGCUGCCACAUGCCGUUCGACAAGGGCAAGAAGAGGCGCCUGAUCGACUCGUGCGGACACGAACGCUGCUACGACUGCCUGGUGCAGAACGAGGCGUGCCCGCAGUGCGCUGCCAAUGGGCUGCCGGCCAAGCGCGCCAGCCUGGGGCUGUCGGCCGAAGACAUGCAGCCCAUCUACAACGACAUCAAGGAGGUCAGGACGGCGGUGGCGCGCGAGGCGGCGCGCAACCGCACCAACGGCCACUUCACGAGCUACAUGCAGGCGUACGACGGCUCCCGGUCGCCCUCGCCGGCCAUGUCCCCGGCGCUGUCGCCCAGCCCGGCGCCCCCGGGCCCCGGCAGGCUGCCGCGGCCGCGGCCAAGGGCCGACCCCAUGACGCAGAGCUGCCCGACGCCGCCCCAGAACAGGCGGCGGUUCUUCCUGCGCUCGCCCUGGGGCCUGGGCCUCCGGCGCUCCGCCAACAGCAACAGCGACCCGCAGGACUGCGCCCAGGACCAGCAGGACGCCAGCGACUCGCACAACGCGCUCUCAGCGGUGUGGAUGACGACAUCGGCCAUGGCGGGGGACCUCGCCGGGGACGCGCGCCACUGGCGCAGCGUGGUGCUGGGCAAGAUCAAGUCCCUGUGGUCGGUGGGCGGCGUGGGCGGCAGCAGCGGGGCGGGCAUCAACCAGCUAGCAGACGAUGACACGGUGAAGCCGCUGACGAGCGCAGCGGCCGCGCGGUGCAAGUCCGGGCGGUUGUCGUCCAGGGCCUCGGAGAGGGCCUCAGAGAGGGGCUCGGUGCAGAGCGCGCAGAGCGACCUGUACAUGCGUCUGGGCCUGCUGCUGGACACGCCCAACACCCCCGCCAGCACGGGGCUCACCACGGCGAUGGUCCACUAUCCGGCCUCGCCGGAGCUGGCGCAGCGCCCCACCAGCGGGGCCUCCAGCGGGGCCUCCAGCAAGCGCGGCUCCACGCACGGCUCCAGCAAGCGCUACGGCUCGCUCCAGGAGUCCUGCGCCUCCUUCUCUUCGCUGGGGAGCCUGGACGCCCAGCACCUCCAGUCCAGCAACACUAGCCCCGUGUCUACGCUCACGGGCUCCUCUGAGGCAGACACACACCUGAGGUCAAUGAAGGAACCAUCCUCAGACAGCAUUACCUCGCUGAUGUCCAUGUCAGCACACAGUAAUGCUUCUUCUAGUCCAGUCACUAGACGCCACUCUUUAACAACUUCUCAGCCUGGUAAUAUUGAGGAGCUUGGUCUAUUUCGAGAGAGAAGGAAUUCAAUCAGGAGAUCAGCCCGCAGUGGCACCAUCAAAGGCCCAAUAGACCCUAAAAUCCGUUUUGCUGCAUACCGUGCACCACCGCAACAACCAGUAAUUCUGAAGCCUCUUUUCUUUGAAGUUCCCCUACAAGAAGUAGAGCCUUUGUUUGUUGGGAGGCAAUGGCUUGUACGAGAUCUAGCAGAGGUAUUAGAAUCUCAAGAUCAGGGUAUCAUUAUUGCAGGAAAUCAAGGAACUGGAAAAACUGCUAUGGUUCUCCAGUUAGUUGACUACAGCUGUUUUGGAAGAAGACAUGAGCCUCUCUAUCAAGACCACGAAAAUAUGCCGGAUGAUAGCACACAAGGCAUUUAUAGUCAUCCUCAUCUAGUCUGGGAACGCUCAGAACGUGUAGCUGAACGCUUAGCCUUGCGGCAUCUUGCAGCUCAUGUUGUAGCAUACCACUUUUGUCAAGUAGACAACCAAAGUACCUGCCUGGUGCCAGAUUUUAUCCAUUCAAUAGCUGCUCAACUUUGUCAAGCCCCUCAGUUAAUAGCUUAUCGGGAACUUCUUCAGAGUGAACCCCACAUCCAGGACGCUAUUUGUAUGAGGGAAUGCAUAGCAAACCCUGACCUAGCUUUAAAUCGAGGAGUCCUGGAACCUCUCAGCUCUCUACGGCGAGUUGGGAAGAUCCCACCUGAUACCUGUCUCAUCCUGAUUGAUGCUAUUUGUGAGGCUGAGUAUCACAGGACUGACAAUGGUCUCUCUCUAGGCUCAUUUCUAGCAAAACAUGUUCCUACCUUUCCACCCUGGUUGAAAGUAGUUGUAACUGUGAGAACACAGCUGCAAGAAGUAGUUACUGGUCUUUCUUUCCACACUAUUAGCCUUGAUAAAUUAAAUACCAAUGAUAAUCUUCAAAAAGAUUUGCAAGACUACAUCAUUUAUCGAGUAAGCAACUCACCUGGCAUCCAAAACAACAUUGGUGGGAGUUCUGGUUCUACAUCAGGCAGUGGUACACCAUCUGGAAAAACAGAACAAAGCAGAUUUUCACAGCAUCUUGCUAGUCUUGCCAGAGGAUCAUUUUUAUUUGCAAAACUAACAUUAGACCUUAUUGAGAGGGGUCACAUAGUAGUCAAAUCUUCCUCUUAUAAAGUAUUGCCUGUAUCACUAUCUGAAAUAUUUUUAUUGCACUUCAACCUGAGGUUUCCAACUUUGCGUUCUUUUGAGAAAGUCCAACCCAUAUUGAGUGUGUGCUUAGCAGCACUGUAUCCCUUGACGCUCCUCGAACUAUUUUACUCUGUAAAUUCCCUUCUCACAGAUUCUUAUCUGUCGUGGGAAGAAUUUGUUCAGAGGUUCAAUAUGCUUGCAGCAUCAGGCCUUUUAGUCAAACGCAGAGACAACACCUAUAUGUUUUUCCAUCCAUCAUUCAGAGAAUGGCUCAUCCGAAGGGAUGAAAAAGACAGCAGUAAAUUCAUGUGUGAUCUUCGAUCUGGCCAUGCUGCAAUUGCAUUCCGUCUCUCUAGAGUUCAGGCUCCUCUUGAUGAUGAACACUCUUUAGAACUCGGUCAUCAUAUUCUGAAAGCGCACCUGUAUAAGAAUAUGACUUUGCACCGAUACUCUUCAAGAGAGUUGCAGGCACAUUGGGUUGCUUCAAGCUCGGCUGAUGUGUCAUCAGCAUUGUGCUCCUUACGGAAUAUUUAUAAUCCAAAUGUGAAAGUAUCCAGGCUUCUUCUUUUGGCUGGUGCAGACCCCAACUCAAUCACUGACUUCCUAGGGAAAGCUCCUGCCUUAUGUAUGUUUGCCCAUGAAGGGAAUGCCGAAAUGGUUUCAAUACUGCUGGAGUUUGGGGCUGAUGUGGAGUUGACUAAUAGUCAGGGAUGCACUGCACUAUCUCUAGCUGCCACGCGGGGCCAUGCUGAGGUUGUGAGACAGCUUGUUUCUGCUGGAGCUAGCUUAGGUCAUGCAGAUAUGGCUGGACAGUGCCCUUUGGUUCAUGCCGCACGGAGUGGAUGCCUUCAGGUUGCGGGUUAUCUGUUGAGCUGUGAUUGGGUUGUCAACAACUGCAAUGAAGUUAGCUUGGGAGAGGCUGUUCAACAAGCACUUAUUGCUGCUGCAGCUCAGGGACACAAUGAACUGGUGGAGUAUUUGUUAGAUAUGCCUGAAGUUCUGAUUGAUGCCACAGACUCUCUUACCGGAGAAACUGCACUUACUGUGUCCUCUAUGAAUGGAUGUCACAAUGUGAUAUCAACACUCCUGCAGAGAGGAGCCUCAAUAGCAACAGCAAACAGAAAGGAUCUGUCAGCACUUCUUCUAGCAGUAAAGGAAGGUCACUGGGCAGCAGCAGAAUGGCUAUUGCAACAUCAAGCCCCACUUGAGCAGACUGAUGGGAGUGGACGCACCGCUCUCAUGCUUGCUGCAGCUGAAGGACAUGUUGGAUUGAUAGAGCUCUUACUUGACAAAGGAGCUUGCAAUACAUCUCAAGAUAAAGAUGGUCUAACUGCUCUCAGCUGGGCUUGUGCCAGAGGACGAUUGCAAGCUGCACAGUGUCUUAUAGAGAGGGGUGCAUUGGUGAAUCAUGCCGACAUAACAGGUCGAACACCAUUAGACCUGGCAGCCUUCCAGGGAAAUCCUGCCCUAGUUACUCUGCUCUUGGAGAAAGGAGCGUUAAUAGAACAUGUUGAUAUUCACGGGAUGCGCCCUCUAGACAGAGCCAUUGGUUGCCGUAAUGUGCAAGUGGUACAGUGUUUCCUCCGUAAGGGAGCAAAGCUGGGUCCAGCAACUUGGGCCAUGGCCGCAGGCAAACCUGAAAUUUUGUUGGCCCUUCUUAAUAAAUUAUUAGAGGAUGGCAAUGUGCUGUAUCGUAAGCUCAGGCUGACCGAGGCAUCUCACCGAUACUCAUAUGCUUUGAAGAAGUUUCCAACAGAGGCAGAACUUGGUGACUCUGGUGAUAGUAUAGCAACGUUCCAACAGUUGCGUAUCAACUUCCUUUUAAAUCUAUCUCGCUGCAAGCGGAAAAUUAAUGAACCACAAGAAGCCAAAGAAUUGGCAUGCCAGGUUAUUAAACUCAAACAAGGUUGCUAUGAAGCGCUCUAUGCACGAUCCAAGGCAAACGUGGAUUUAAAGUUAUUAGAUGAGGCUUUAGAAGAUGUGCAGGAAGCACUCCAUGUCGCACCACACACAAACAAAGAUGUUCGUAGAGUACUCCUUCGUCUAAGAGAUGACAUACGUCAAGCCAUAUCACCAUCAGAAAAAGCUUGUGGGUCCAAGCUGGGAGCUUCAGUUGAUACAUUAGCUGACACAGAAACUCGUCUAUAAAAAGUCUUCAAGGUUUUGUCAUAUGUCCUUUUCCAAGAAAGUUGGGAUGGAUUAACUAAAACAGGGCUAAGAAACUUAAUGAUUGAUGUGAUACAUGAUAGGUAAUCUACGAUAUGUUUGCUGUGGGAUUUAAAUUGUUAUAAGUUACCUUUUUAUGAUUUCCCCACCCUUCAACACUUUUUAUUCUGGUUUGCAUUUUGUAAUUUAUAAUUUAGACCUUUAUGGAAACCAUUGAAACCAACGUGUGUUAUGCUGAUGGUGCAGGCAAACAAGCUACCCCAAUGAAAGGUAAACCUGUUUUGUAUGUAUUUGUUUUUCUCUAUGCAGAGUAAGAAUAUUUGAUCUGCAAUAAUUGUGCUAAUGUACUGAAAUACUAUUAGAUAAAGACAAACUUCCUGUUUUAUUUAGAGUCCUUUGAAUAGUAUUAUCUAUGAUGAAAUAUGUAUUUACUUAAUGUUAUUGUUAUGUUUGUGAGUAGUCUUGAAACCAAGAAAAAUUAAUACUCUAUAAAUUAAAUUGUUUUAUUGUAUCCAUUUCUAUCUAUAUUUCUAUGUUUUAUGAAGAAAGAUAAUAAUGAUAGUUCUUACUAUACAUAUUUAUUGUUUGCAUAGUAUGCUGAAAUUUGGCUCAAAGAGCGCAAUAAAAAAAUUUACCUAAAAAGGUAAUUUGUUUAUGCCACCAACUGUUGUAAAACGGUUUCAGGUUCCAAAUAGUUGUUUUUCAAAGCUUCUUAUUCAAAUUUAUGUUUAUUCCAAAGAAAUUGUGUUUUUAGAAUACUGAUAAUUCAUUGUUAUUUCCUAUUGUUCUCAGAUGACACUGCUUGCCAAUAAAUUAUUAUGAUUCAAA